Schistosoma intercalatum is the source of this 12621-nucleotide messenger RNA. The record is from the annotation of a GenBank genome assembly. NCBI's taxonomy places the organism in Eukaryota, Metazoa, Platyhelminthes, Trematoda, Strigeidida, Schistosomatidae.
CGAAAUAUAAGCACGCUUACGGAUUUACAAGUAGACGAGUAGGUUUAUCAUUUGUAGAUUACAAAUUUUAAGCUCGUUGGUUGAAUUUUCAUGAGGAUGACCGCUUCACUAUUACCAACGUAGGGAUUUUCUUGGGGUAUUUGCAAUAGCGCUGACUUCAUAAAUUCUGCUCGGAUCAUGUCAUAUAAUUCUAAAACAAUAAAUCAUACGAUAAAAUGUGUCAACCUGAAACGCAGCAAAAUUUUCAGCCCGUCACCUGUUCCUGAUAAUUUGGAUUCUGCUUCGCCCACUGUUCAACAAUGCAUUUCGUCUUACUACUCACUUAUACAGUGCUUUCAAAUUCAUGACGAGCAAAGGUUUCAUAAGAAAUACUCUUGUUUACCUCUCUCGAAUCUGGACUUGGUUGGAAGUAGAAGUCUAACGCAUGAGAAACGACCGAACAACUUGACAAAUGAAGCUUCGAAAAAUGACACCGCCCAAAUAAAUGAUUAUAAUGUUUUCGGGUAUUCAGGCGGUCCUUUAUUAACACUGACUAAAUCACUGCUGGGUAUACGCGAACCCUUGGAGUGGAAGGAUACUAUCGAAAUUCGUCAGUUAAGUCCUGGAUGCAAAUGGCCAUCUGAGCUACUCAAUCCGACCAAAAGUCAACCAAAUACAACUUUAUAUCUAUUGACGGAGUUUCUCGAGCUGCAACUAGAUGACGGUAACCUAGAGCCUAUUUUCGGUUCAGCAUUUAUUUACGAUGUUCAUUCGCGCCUUAAAGUUUCGGAAACAUUCCAUUUUGAUACCAAUUCAACAAGAAUGAUGAACUUGUUUAGUGGUAGUAUGACAAACCAGCAACUAGCUUAUCGUGAUGUGACCUCAUUAGCACAGACCUGUCUGUUUCGAAUAAGUAGUCGAUACAAUCUGUCCAACUCAACAGAUCUAAGAGGUAAUAUUACGAAGCCUUAUUUAAAAACACCCUCUGGGGGCUCUGCGGAAAAAAUUGGAGUACACUCGAAUGUUCCUACAAAUGACUGUGAAUCAAAUAACGACGAUGAUUUUGGUCUAGAAGACGUCCUACUAUUUGCUUCAGAAUGGACUGAGAAGCUUACUUUUAACUCCUGUAAAACAUCUUGUUGUAAAGGCGGAUUGUUUUUAAUAAUUCGAGUAGAGAAGGUAUUACAACAAGGUGAUGUAAACGAUAUCAUUGAAGGUUAUAAUAAGGAUGAAAAAAAUAAAGAUAAACUGAAAACCACAAUAAACUGGUGUUGUCAACGCUUAGGACGUUAUCGUAUGCCCUUAGUUUGGACUGCUGUUGAUUUAACACCAUAUAUGAUUGAUCCUCGUAAUAAAUUUAUUCAAUCACAAACUGAUGAUACUCAUUGUGCAAAAACAACGGAAUCCAUUAAUCUCAACAAACAAUAUUCUGAGUUUAAUAAACGAAAUUUAAAUGGUGGCGGUAGUACACGUAGUCGGUCAGUAGAUCCUGCUUUACAUAAUCAUUCAGAGGAUAAUAGUGUUAAUCCUCAUGAUUCAUUAUCAUCAUCAAUAUUUGGUGUAUCGAAUAGUCCAGAGGGUUUCGUAAAAAAAGCAAAAUAUGACUGGAUAAAAGGAAUGGUAACUAGUCAUCAUGAAAAACGCUUUCAUCAAAGUAUUUCUAAUUGUUCAAAAAGCAUCGAACAAUCAGAUUCAAUAUGCUUUUCGCCUAUAGAACUAAAAAUUAAUAAUUUUUUUAGACAAGAAAAAGAUCGAAUAAAUGACGAUGAGUUAUUUCGUCAUGUUAAUGAAAUUCAUCGUCAAACACUAUUUAAUCAUCGACAUAUCAUUUCACCUGGUCCUGGGUUAAAUGGUGUUUUAAUGAACAAUCACGUUGUUGCUAAUAAUAACAGUAAUAAUUCAGAGAAUUCUAAUUUAAAUAUUUCCAACUUUUCAUUAAAUCUUUCAUCUGCAUUUAGUCCUACUAGCGGUUCAGUGAGACGUUUCAAAACAAUUUCUAAUAUAUCAUUAAAUAUACGUUUACAUUGGGCGACUUCACAAACUCUUAUCAAUUUGUUAAAGUCAACGAAUCUAAAAAUUAAAAGAUAUUCAAUUUCAAAAAGAAAAGAUGAAUUAAAUAGUCAGUCUAGCAUUUUGCUCAAUCCCGAAUGUCUUCCGUACAUUGGUUCUAUUUUUCAAGCAUUUAGUGAUUUUUCUGUUAAUAAAGUUGACAAUAACUCUACAGUGUUUGAACAUAUACCAAAUAUGAUUCGUGAAGUUCUUGAAUUGCCUUCACCAGAUCUAAUGGUCCCAUUUACAUCAUAUCGUAACCUUUUAUAUGUAUAUCCACGAAGUGUUAGUCUUCCUCCUUCAAAACAGGCUUCUUCUCGAAAUAUUACUGUUCGUGUACAAUUAAUGUAUAGUGACUCUACUGUAACUAAAGUACUUCCGGCUAUAUAUGGCAAAAGCAAUUCUCCUAGGUUUAUAAGCGACGCGUUUACUACAGUUCUAUAUCAUAAUAGAUCGCCAGAAUUUUUCGAUGAAAUAAAAAUUCAGUUACCUGGAAAAUUGGAAGAAACUCAUUAUCUGUUAUUUACAUUUUAUCAUGUAAUUUGUCAAACAAAAAAACUUGAAUCAUCUGCGUCUUUAGAAACUGUAAUUGGUUAUUCUUGGCUACCUUUAUUAGAACAAGGAUGUUUAAAAGAUCGUGAUCUGAAUUUGUUAGUCAGUGUAGAAAAACCAUCCCCAGCUUUGUCAAUGAUUAAGCCGGACAUAAAAUCGAUCUCAGAAAAGUUUUGUAUGGAUGCUUGCAAAUGGGUUGAUGCUCAUCGUGAACUAUUCAGUGUUUCUACAACUGUUGUUUCUAGCGUUUACAUCCAAGAUGCUUCAUUAGAAUGUCUUUUAUCGGCUUGUCAUAUAAAUCGAAUCAAUUCUACCAUUGAAAGUUUUGCUAAUCGAUCUGCUGUUCGUCAACUAUUCUCAUAUAUUCAUAAAACAAGUCUUCAUCAGUUAACUGCAUUUUUCGUACCACUCCUCGAUGGCUUUCUUCGAUUGUUAUUUAAUUGCAUAAUAAGUACGAUUUCAAUCAAGAUGAAUGGUACCAAAUCGAAUAAUAAUGAUAGUAGUAUGGAGAUGAAUAGACCUAGUCUAAUCGCGUUAGAACUGCUCAUUGUAUUUUUGAAUCGUAUUACACGAAGUUUUCCUCAUUUAAAUGAUAGACAUGGACGAAACCAACUUUUAGUUUCAUAUUUAACUGGCCCACACUUUUUAACUAUUGAAACAGUUUUAGGUCAUUACUUCUCUGGACAUCCGUUAUUUGGAGUACCGAUAGUUUCGGAUUUGGUAAAUCCUGAACAGAUCGAUAAAAGCCUUUUAGCCAAUAUCAUUUUAACUGAACUUAUAAAAAUCUAUCUAUUCAGAACUAAACUCAAUGAUUCUCAAAGUAGUCAAACUUUUUUCCCUUCAUUAUGGUUUCUUUUGGAAUUAUUUAUUCAUUUAUUAGCACAAGAUUGGCACUUGACAAUAGAAGCUAAUGAACCGAACAUCAUUUUACCACUAUAUGAAAACCCUUGUUUUUUGGAAGAUUUAAGUUCAUUUAAUACAUGCCUAACAGAAUAUAUGAUUCGAUAUGUUUGUAGUCAAUAUACUAAAAUUUCGGAUGAUUCAACUCAGUGGGAAUCUCAUCGACUAAACAAUCAAAUAUUCUCAUUUUUCCUUUACGAUCUUUUCUCAUUUCUACCUAUCGAGUAUAUUUUUUCUGAAAUAAAAAAUUAUUGGAAUAAAAUUGAUCAACUACUCUCGGAUGCAGAAUUAAAUCAAAUUUCAAGUGAUAAAUUAUUAAAUUAUUUCAAAUUAGAUUUAUUACAAAUAAUUUGUUCACAUAAAGCAUUUUACCUGUUGAAUGAUUGUAAUAAUGACAAUGUUAAUUUCAAUAAUUUAUUACCAGUGAAUUGUGAACGAUUACUUCAAAGUUAUAAGCAAUUAUCCUUAUGCAAAAAUAAUCAUCAAACAAAGCCUUAUAUAAAGUCGAAUUAUAUUCCAUUAGCUACUAUUGAACCAGAAUUCUAUGGAACUGAAGAUAAUCAUCAUCAUUGUCACACUGAUGAUUAUCAUGCAAAAAGUUUAAACAUAAAUAAUGUGAAUGUCUUCAAUAGACAUUUUCUUAUUUCACUAGUUAUUUGUGAAUUGAUCACAGCUUUAAGAUCUGAGGACUCUGACCUGCAAAGACGUGGAGUUGAUGUUCUUUGGAAUAUUCUAUUAAAUAAUGAAUUGGAUUUAGAAAAAGUGACAUCAGAAAAAGAUUUUUCAUCUCAAUCGAUUUCCAACCUAUCUCAACUCACUUACUUUUAUUCCCCAAUACUUAAUAUUACGUGUGAUUCUUUGCCAUGUCUUGUUAAAACAUGGCAUUUAAACCAAUUUCGAUCAAACCGUUCUGCUGAGACUGAAUUUCUCAAACCUAAACAACAAUUUACAUAUGCUACAACAGCAGAUAAAGUGGUUCCUAAUUCAUCAAAUGAUUCUUGUUCAACAGUUCGAGCUUCCGGAAGAAUGAGACGGAUAAGGCGAUAUGCAAAACCUACUAAAUUCUUGGAAUCUGUAUUGGUCGGGAACUUGAAUACUAAAGAACCUGAAAAACCUCGUUCUCCACUACCUAAUGAAGAUUCAGAUGUGAACCUUAUAUUGAAUACCCAAUUGGAUUCUACUAAACCUAUGAAAUAUAGUACAAUGAAACGAUUAUUGUUAAUUAAUGUUUGGAUCCUUAAAUAUAUUCCCGAUUCACUUUAUCAUGAAUGGCUUAAACAAGCUAGCACUAAAGAGCGGAAUCAGCUUUUGUUAUUGAUUUUCUUAAUUGUAGAUGUUUUCGAAACUCACAUUUCCGAAGAUGAUUUACCCCUUAAAGAUAGUUACCCUCUAAGAGGUAGUAGAAAUCAUUCAGAUUAUCAAGUAAUUAAGAAUGAAUCACGAAAUAUCGUGGAUCAAAAUACUUCAUCAAAUGAUCAUAAUUCUAUUGUUCGAUCCCUUAAAAAAUCACCCCAUGAUUCACUUAUCAAGUUGAAAUCUCCAUCAGUUGAUUGUACUUUGUCAAGUCCUUAUGUUCAUCAAAAUAACAACACUUCCUCAAGUCAACAAUAUCAUUCUCGUCCAACUUUACUAAAACUCAAGACUAAAUUUACAAGAUCUAACAGUUUUUCACUGGGAUCAUAUUCAAAUGAUACAGAUUUGUUUAGCUCAAAUCAAGAUUUAAAUGUUCUACGAAGUAUUUUGGUUUGUAAUGAUGUUGUUAUGGUCUUGUGCAAUUCGUUGGAUGCUACAAUAGAAGGAUUAUGGCAAGCGGACACGGCACUUGGCCAACCUGGCUUAAGUUUAUUCACACUUUAUAAUUAUCCACUUAAUUGCAUUCUACCUUACAAGAAAUCGAGUUCGAUUAAUAAUGAAAACAAUACCUCUACAAGCCAAUGUCUUAUCAGUUGUAUUAUUCGUAUUAUUUUAUAUGUACUUGGUUUAAAUCAAAGCUCAGUGAGUUAUCAACGCAUUCUGCUUUCCUUGAAACGUAUCAUAUCACGUUUCCCUAGCUUCUUAUUUGAAGAUAAUCCGGAAUUUUGUUCUGUUUCAUGUCAUCAUUUAUUACGGUUAUGUACAAUGAAAGAAACAACUGUUCGCGACGAUGCUGUAGAUACAUUAUAUUUUUUAAUAAAAAAUUAUUAUACACUAACUAAAAAUCUAUCUUUUGUCAAAGUACAUCUUUAUUUAACAUUUAAUUCAUUUUUUACAAAGUUAAUUAAUAGUGGAAUGAUCAUAUCAAAUAAUUCACUAAUGAAUAAACAUUUGAAUAAUAAAAUGAAUACUGAAAAUAUUCAUUUCACAUUAUCGUCUACUUUGUUAAUGAAAGCAUAUUUAACUGAUUCAUUACAUUAUUUAAAACAUUUAACCUUAUCAGACGUAGAUUCUAACUUAUCAACUAAAUUAAUUGAUAACAGUAACUAUGACGAAACAAUGUUUGAUUCAGAAAGAUACAUUGAACCAUUUAAUUUAACAUCAUUAUCAUUGAAUAAUAAUGACGAUGGGUAUAAUACGGUUUCUGGAAUAACUACAACACCGAUGACAGUGCCAACAAUACCAUUUAUGUCAAAUAUUCCCAAUUCAAAUUUUACUUUACAAAUUAGUCAACUAAUAGAUAAUUUAAAUUAUUUAUUAAAUGAUGCUAUACGAUUACAAGAUACAAUACAUGUUGUAUAUAAACGACAACAGGAACAAUCGAAUGAUUGUUUUAAACAAACAGUGAAUGAAGAUACACUUUCAAUGAUUGAUUUAUUACAUUCUAUAUCACAUAGAAACCGUGCAUCACCGGAAUUACGAUUGUAUUGGAUUUUACAAAUUGCUGAGAAACAUUAUGAACUUUCUCAAUUUGCUGAAGCUUCUCAGUGCUUAGCACAUUGUACAGCUAUUGUCGCUGAACAUAUGAUUAAUCGAGGUUGUAGUCCAUCUGGACUAUCAUCAGCUGGAUGUGCAGAUAUUGCUGAUGCUGUACAAAAUUUAAAUAUACUUGAAGAAAGUUGUGCGUGCGGCUUUCCUAAUACAAGUGUAUUCGAUAAGUUCAGUUGUUCUACACCGAUAAUUCUACAAGAUUUAUCAUCUCUUAUGCCUUUAGAUGUUUCUUGGCAUUUUACAAUGCCUGGAUUUAUGGCACUAAUAUCCUGGACAGCAGAAUCAUUUGCAAAAGCUGGCUUUUAUGAAAUAGUUCCAUGUUUAUAUUCUCGCCUUGUGCUUUUGUUGCAAUCAAGUAAUGAUUAUGGACGUCUAGCAGAGAUCCAUGGACGAAUAAGAGAUGCAUAUACCGUACUGAAUAAAAAUCAGAAUACUAAAAGAAUGUUCAGUAGUUAUUUCCGUGUUGGUUUUCAUGGAAUUAUUUUUGGUGAAUUAAACGGUAAAGAUUUUAUAUAUAAAGAAGCUCCAUUCACGAAAUUGGCUGAAAUCACUCAUAGACUUCAAGCAUUUUAUGGAGAUAAAUUUGGUCAAGACAGGAUAGUCAUCAUUAAAGAUUCAAAUAUUGUAGACGAAAAACAAUUAGAUAGUGAUAAAGGUUAUCUUCAAAUCACUUUUGUGGAACCAUACUUGGAGGAUUUUGAACUUCGAAGACGUACAACUAAAUUUCAUUGUAAUUAUGGUCUAAGUAAGUCGGAGACUAGUUUUCUUUUUAAUUUUUAUCCUUUCAUUAUGUUACUGUAAUUUAACUAAUCUUACCAUAGUUGUAUGAGACAGAAAUAUCAAAUCUUAAUUGCCCCUAGAUAUUUUCAAUGAAAGUCAAAUGUUUCCGACCAUGUAACUGAUGUAUUAUGAUCAUAGUUUCUCAUCAAAAACAUAUUAUAAGUUGUAUAUGUACAGUAUUAAAUACAUUUUUUUAUUUGUAGACUUACAAAAUGUUAAUUUAUUAGUGAAAAUAACUAUUAUUUAGGAGAACUUAAAUCUGAAACCAUAGGAUGAUAUGAAAAUUAACAUUUUUGAUCCCCAUUAACCCUUAUCUCACAUUCACUACACUGAUGUACUUAUGAGUAAGAACAUAAAAACAUUUACAAUUGGUAUUAGAUGAACUUACUGGUUACAUAAUAGAAAAAUGUCGCUAGAUUACCUUGACAGUAUUGCCUUUUAACUGAGAUCAUGAACCGAUCACUGGUGGUCUAACUUUCAUCGGCUCAUGAUCUCAAUUAAAACUCAACAAUAUACACUACCCUAUACUAAGUAUUACCUUUAGUUUAUCGAGUUGGAAACAAUAUAAACUUACUAAAAAAUACGAUAUUGAUUGAAUAAAUCUAUAAAAUGCCAUUAUCUGCUAUACUCAUUGUAGGGCAACAAUCUAUAUUUCUCAAUAUCAGACCCACCUUCAUAUCAUUGGACAGGACUGUUCUCUGCGAUUGUUUGUUGAUGGGUGAGCCUGAGAAGCUCAUUGAAAUCCUGAAGUUUCGUUAUAUAAACACCUCAGGCAGAUUGAAGAAAUAUAACCACCUCUCUCCAUUGUUUCAUUCAAGCAGUGAGAUCAGGUAGGGCUGCCAAAUCCCAUCAAUCCUCUUUAACUCUACCAUCGAUAGGAUUCUGAAAGCACCUCUGAUGAAACUAGGUAAUUGUGAUGUUGAUCUGUUAACUGGAGAAAUUCUCCUCGACCUUGAGUGUGCAGAUGUCGUUUUACUGUUUGCUGAUACUCAAGUCGUGCAAUCAGCGCUCAGUCAAUUGGUAAUGAAUGUCCUUAAGUAUGGCAUGAGCUUUGCACCUUCUAAGUCCAAAGUGCUUCUAAAAGACUAGCAGAAACCUGUGCCUGCAUUCGCACUUAGUGGUGAGCAGUUAUACAAAGCACCGUAGCUUGAAGAGUUAUCGGAAAUGUUUCGGAAUAAAAGCCAGUGCCAAUCCGGCUGUAAUUUCCCUUCAUUAUCUUCAUAGAAGUGAGCGGAACUUCUCUAGCCAAAAGGAUUUCUAGUUACAGCUUUCUUAAUUGAACUGCUUCCCCCAUUAUUUGUUUUUCUCCUCUUUACUCUCACACGCCUAUUAUUUUGCUAUUUUUCUUUACUACACUCAUCUUCCCGAUUCUUUCUAUUCAUCAUCUCACUUAUUGCGUGGCUUUAAGUAGUCUACAUACCAUAGGGACAAAGUAAACUUCCCCUCUUUUUAGUGUAUGGAUCAAAGAAAUAUAUUUACAGAUUACAUGUGAAUAAGGUUGAUUAAUUAAACAAGACAAAAAAACCAUUUAAGAAAAAGAACGAUUUGACAAUGCUACUUUCUCUAAUAUUUUAUCUUAAACAAUUAUUAACAAUCUAUUUGUAGUUGAAUAUUUUGCUGUACUGUCUCUCCUAUACAUACGACAAUAUAAACACAGUAUCUACCUAAUGUAAGUAGAUUGGAAUUCAUUUACUGAAGAGUUGGUACAUUUCUAUUUUCAGUGUGUUACUUCAAAAUUUAGUAUUUUAUUGUGAAGGGAUUUUACUAUCACUUUUUUUCAGAGCGUUUUGUUCUUUCUCUACCGUUCACAAUUGAUGGACAGGCUCAUGGUAGUUUAAGUACACAAUACAAGCGAAAAUAUAUCCUAACAACAUCCCGAUGUUUUCCGUAUAUGAAGACACGUUUAUUAGUUGUAUCAACUGAAUCGCAUACUCUGACCCCAAUUGAAGUUGCUUUAGAAGAUAUAACACAUCGAGUUGAACAAUUAGAUCGAGUAUUAGCAACAGAACCACCUGACGUCAAAUAUUUACAAAUGUUAUUACAAGUAGGUUGUUGUGAUUCAUUCAAAUUUCAUUUCAAGUAAAAAAGUUCCGUGAUUACUAGUGUGUAUAUAGAUGUAGUUCACCUAAAAAUUAGCUAAUUUAAUUAAGAAAAUUUAUGUUCAACAUUUCUCUAGAUAAUUGACCUCUGCAUUUUGUAUUUCGACAAACUACUCUAAUCAUAUAAAAUGUACAGGCGAAUUUUGCAUUAUUACAUUCCAGAACUGUAAACUUAUAAUUAUUGUCAUAUUUUUCUUUCCAUGUGCAAGAUUCUCCAUAUUUGGUAUAGAGCAAGAGGUUGGUCAAAGUUGAAUACCUAAACGUGUACUGGUAGGUGAUUUGCAAAAGAAAAAACAGUCCAAGUGAUUGGCAUGAACUGACCCCUUCUUUAUACCUUGGUUUCUAAUUUUUACUUAUAAAUCGAUACUUCUAAAAUAAUAGUCCAAAGUAUCCACAAAUUUUUCGUUACUAGAGGUGUUGCUGACUGAAUUCCACUUCACAAUACUUAGUUAUACUGGUAUCAAGGUCCAAUGGUUAUUGGAUGAUCAGAAAUAGCUCUGCAAAAUACCAGUUGGGGGUCCUUUUUAUUGACGAAAGUAACAAUGAGAACAGGUUGUAGUUGAUAUGUAGUACUUUUUGAAUGAUAAUUACACAAGGGGAAAUGUGUUUGUACUGUAGGGGCUGAUAAUAUUUCAAGCCCACAUAGUUUAUUCUAGCUUCGGGACAGACCAAUCUAUUCAUUCUUCUCAAGCCACAUUUUUACCUUGUCACUUAUUCGCCUAUUAGUCCUGACUGUUUCUUUAUAUGAUUGCGUGUUAAUUAUUUGCCUUAUUCAUUAUGAAUCUGCAACUUCUUUUUGUCUGACUAUAAAUAUCGAUUCAACCUUGGUUAGAUCGAGUUGGUUCACAUGCCAUCUCCGAUUCGCUUCGUUUUUCUGAUUGUUAGUCUGAAUCAACGAUUGUAUGAAAUAUACGUAUUCUAAAUCCAUUCUCGUAAUGGACUUAUUUAAUUCCUUUAUUCGCUAACGCGAUUUAAGUCGAUGACUAUAUACAAGGGUUAGUGACAUGUACAUUUCCAUAGCAAUCAUUCGUCCGAUCUAAUCGGAGUCAGAUUUCGGGUUGCACUACAAUACCAGAUAUUGUACAGUACACAGAAACAGUAUUAUGUAGUACUGAUAAUCACGUUAAGCAUGAAUAAAAUUUUAAGGAAACAAACUUGGAUAACAAUUGUUCACAAAUCAAGUUUUAAAAAUCACUAAACGGAUACCCACUAAAUUGUCCAUGGGCAUCACUACAGUAAACUACUGUUUGAUAAUAACAGCAGACACAAAAAUAUAUAAUGCAUUUGGAUAUUUUGCAAAAAUAAUAUGAUUGCUUUGUAUAAUAAUUAAAUCUGGCAAACUAUUGCUAGAAGUGGAUAUUUAAGAGAAGUUACGAUGCUAAGACAUAGCGCCCAUUAACAAAAGUGACAAAUUAUAAUGUCGAUCUGUAUUAUCUCUAAGGUUUUCACCAAUCUCCUACUACAAUAUGUUGUUUGUUUUUGUUUUAAUUCGUAAGAUUUCAUCGGGAAUAUUGAUAAUUACGCUUUUUUUCGUUCAGGGAUGCAUCGGAACUGUGGUCAACCAAGGACCUGUUGAAAUGGCAACAACUUUCUUGGGGCAUGAAAAAAAUAAACCACUAAAAUCAUUAAUUCCCGAUAAGAAUAAGUCGUCUACAACAUUGAAUUCCACUACAUAUGAAGAUAUACAAAAUCGUCUUAGGAUAACUUUUCAACAAUUUCUUAUAAAGUAAUUUUUCACUGCAUCAUUUAUAAAUGUAUAUGUUUUAACAAAAAGUACUGUAAAAAAUAUGUAGGUGUGUUUGUAAUUUGAAGCAAAAAUGAGAACUUAGUAUAUAGAGUAUUAACAGUUAAAUUACUUGAUUAAAAUAGCUCCGUCAGACAAAAAAACACAGAUCUUAUAUGUCUAAACACCUUUUUAAUCAAUCCGUAUGACUAAACAUUUAUUUCAGUGAAUUAACUGCAGGAAUAAUAAAGUUAAUUAGUAACUAACUAAAUUACACUGGAAAUUCUUGUGAAUAUAUUCUCUCAACAGGUCACUAUUCUUUACGGUACAACACAUUUAUGAACAUAAAAACAAGAAACUCAUCCAUACAUAUGUGAUUUUUCUAUACAGGAUACUCCAUACACUGACUCGAUAGCUUCCAUUUAUUCUUAUUCAUAGUUCUUAAGUGAACUAGUUCAGUUUACGAGACGCUUCAUACAAGCACAAAAAUCGAGAAAUGAAGUGUAUCCGUAUGAUUUUACAUCUGGCUAUCGUCGAAGAAUUCAAUUUACAGGCACACAACACAGUGUUUAAGUUAGGCUGGUCAAACUAGACUUAAAUGCUAUUGAGCAACAUUAUACUGAAUUUAUACUUAUACUGUUAAGCUAAAUUAUCAUCUAAAAAACUCAACAGUAUUUAAGGAAAUAAGAUAUAGGUCAAUUGUUUUAAGCUUAAUUCCCUGUUUUACAUUUGUAACCAAUAUUGACGUGUUCUUAGAAAAUAACUUUAUAAGAACCUGUGCUGAUAGUUUUUCGUCAAGUUGUGCUCUUCUAGAACUAGCAACCACUGUUACAAAAUUUGCUGACUCACUUUUUCCUUAUUAUACCUUUGUUCAUUCCUAAUUAUAGAUCGUAUGAAGCUCUCCGUCUAAAUGAAUCAUUAAUCGGUUCUGAUCAGAUAGAAUAUCAUAAAGAGUUGGAAAGAAAUUUCACCAAUGUUAAACGACUACUUGAUCCUCUGAUCGUGAUACCUAAAUCUACUUUGACUAAUGGUUUUACAGGAAUGAAACAAAAUGAUGAAUUUCCACUAAAAUCAACAAAAUAAUGACAUAAAGUCUGCUGGAUAUUUUUCAAUUUAUUCUAUACUACUGAAUACCAUUUUCAGUAACCACCUCCGCAUUUAUUUACAAAAUUCCAUAUACUCGUGAAUAAAUUAAAACAAUAAAAAGUGGUGAUACUUAAUUUAUAAUUUGUUCAUUCUGCGAUGUCAAUCCGGUAAAAUUCUACCCGUCUACUUCAUUCUUUUCAUCACUUCUGUUGUUUAUCUUCACUUGAUUUUUUUAUUUAUUUAAUAAACGGAAUAAUUUACAUAAUUUCAUUCUUUCCUUACUUCUUAGUCUUCUUUUUUUUAAAUACCUACAGAAGACGUGUACAACAGUUUAUCCCGCAAAAUUAUACUGUGAUAAAAGAUUUUUCGCACUUUUAGCCCGGAUUUCUACGUUGUUAUUUAUUUCGUCUUGGAAUUUCCUCGUAUUAGGUACUUUCUUAAUUUAUCUACUCUGCAUUGUACUGUAAAUACCUGUAUAUUAAUUAUUGUAUUUGAACAAAUAUUCCUACUAAAAUUUAUUUGUGUAAAUACAUUGAUAUGUCUAUUAUG